Molecule: messenger RNA, 2004 nt
Organism: Thermochaetoides thermophila DSM 1495
Lineage: Eukaryota; Fungi; Ascomycota; Sordariomycetes; Sordariales; Chaetomiaceae
Exons: 2
Coding region: 1-2004 (667 amino acids)
Biological process (GO): interstrand cross-link repair
Cellular component (GO): nucleus; mitochondrion
Molecular function (GO): single-stranded DNA 5'-3' DNA exonuclease activity
Source: RefSeq, a predicted model, not a curated record
AUGGCGCGCUUUGUUUCAGAGAGUGAUGAAGAAUAUGGCUACGACUUAACAGCGUCAGAUGAGGAAAGACUGAUCGUUAUUGUGAACCGCCUUUCCUCACUUUCGCCACGAACGCAGUCCCGCUCGGCCCCAUCGCUACGACACGAUACUACUACUCCAACUUCCAGUCGGGCUUCUGGAUCCUUAAACCAAUAUGCUCCAAGUCUAGACUCUAAGACUGCGCAGGCUGUGGAUGAGACUCUUGCAGGGAUCACUGAAAGUGAUCUUGAUUUUGACAUUACCGAGCUCGAUAAAGAUGAUUCGCAAACUCUCAAGGACCCUGAAGCCCCACGCGAGUUCGCGUAUCCUGUUCCUAGGGAUGCAUCAGCUGUCUCCCGGAAGUCUCCUGCGCUGGCUUCAUACGUUAUCAAGGCGAAAACCGAGUCUAUUCCCAGCUUGCUUCCAGGCCCGGACGUUACAUACCCCGAUUUGAGCUGGGCCUUAGCUGAACUUGAAAAUCAUUCCGAGUCUUCUGUGCAGGCCGCGGAGCCCCAGCCAGCGCCAGAAGAUCGGCGUUCUACUGACGAUCCCAAGGAAAAGUCACUACUUCUCCGCUUUCGCACCUUCCCCAAAAAACCACUCUCCGUUUCCGAUCUGGUAGCCGGCUCAUGGUGUGAACUCCAGUAUUACUACACCUUGACCAGGCUUCCAGGUGGGAAGAGAACCAGGACGAUUGCUAUGAAGAGGGGCUCCGCGGUUCAUAAAAUGCUGGAGGAAGAGCUUUGGACCCCUGUUCAUAUAGAAGUGACCAAGAAAGAAGACGUCUUUGGACUCAAAAUCUGGAAUAUUAUCCAAGGGCUACGUGUCCUGCGCGAACAAGGCAUUACUCGCGAAUUCGAGGUCUGGGGAAUAGUGGACGGGAACGUCGUCAAUGGCGUCAUUGAUGGGUUGAGCUACGACAAUCCGGAUCCCGAACUCGAGCAAGACGUUCUCAGCAGCCGCGAGGGAAGUCAGACAGUGACGGAUCCGGACUCUCAGACGGUUUAUAGAGACCAAUCUACACUCGGAUCUAACACUAACCAUCAAAUCUUCAUUACGGAUGUCAAGACAAGAACCACCGCUACCCGGCCACCGAAGGCACAAGUGCGAGGGGCUAUUAUUCAGCUCUUCCUGUACCAUCGGUUUCUUUCGGAGAUGGCAGCUCAGAAACUUGACUACUCUUAUGUCUUCUCCCGGUACGGUCUGAACCCUGACGAGCCUUUUUCUGAUAGUUUUAUGGCCCAAAUCGGCAAACUCUACGAAGAAAUCUUUCAGAGCAGCCAAGAGUCAUUCCCAAACACUAUAUCGAAAACUUCGCGCGGCUCAAACGGUAUCCUUCACCCGGUGGAAGGGCUAGGAAAUAGGGUCCCUUCAAAACUCUUGAAUCUCUCCCAGCUCAGUCUCAACAGUGAUGAGACUGGAUCGGAACCGGAACCAUCUGAUCCCCAGUCCGGCGUCUUUAAGUACAACACUCUCCGCAGUCUUGUCUCCAUUCUGCAAUCAGAGAUCGCGUUGACCUUCCCAAACGGUGCCAACGACCUCGGUAAGAUCGUGGCAGUUGAGUACCGCUACCGGAGACGGCAUCGCCUCGAGCCGGAGCCAGAUGUGGAGGUCGAGAAGGAGGGUGCUGAUGGUGCAGAACCCACUGGAGAGGUACCGCUAUCGCGGGCCAAGCGGAGAAGACCUCCCAGCCCUAAGAGGGAAGAUGGUGAAGUGAUUUGCACAAAUACGUUCUUCGUCGAGCCCGAAAAGCUAGACAUGUACUUGCAGGACACGAUGCGGUGGUGGCGUGGUGAGCGCGACCCGCGAGGUGUGCCGGUACAAGAGGCAUUCAAGUGCCGGACGUGCGAGUUUGCUGACGUAUGUGGAUGGCGCAAGGCCCUCGAGGAGGAGACUUUAGAAAGGUUGGGCUCGAAGCAUCGGGCCGGUGAGGAUGAAGAUAAGGAGACAAGGAGACGGAGAAAAGACAUAAGUCAUGAUUGGUGA